GCAUUUCAGAAGGAUUUCCAUCUCUGUCAAGAAAUCCCUGUGAAAGUCAGAAGCAGAAGGUUUUUGCUUGAAAACACCCUCAAAGUAAAAACCUUACAUCCAUAUUCUUACUCUCCUGGUCCAAUUGAAUCCUGAUCAUCAAUCCCCCCUUUUAAAAAUGGAAUCUUCUUCUGAAUCUGAUAAACCAAGAAGGAGUGUCCUACAUUCCAUAUCCUCAGAUGAGCCCAAAUUUCAACUAAGGACUUCAUUGUCAGUGUCUGAAGGUCACACUAGUGGCUCCACAGAACCACAAAUCCGCAACUCACACCUUCAAAUCAUCAGAACCAUGAGUAAUGCCAUGCAAAGUGACAAGUCUGCUGAAAACAGUGGAGACUCCAGCAUUCGUUACAUCAGGACUACUUCCCAACAAGGCUCAUUUAGUGGGAAACCAGGAGAGCAGCAGAAUCAAGUGGGAAAGGUCAAAUUGAAGUCAAUUGACAAGCAAAAAAGAGGUGCCUCUGAACAAUGGCAAGGCAAAAGCACAGUUCAAGGUAUUCUGUCAAAUGGUCCCAGACAAGGUGAACAACUGCAAGUUGGCAUUGAUGAUGCAGCUGUCAAUGAGAACAGCAUGGAAAGGAAAAGUCGUGCCAGGCAACCUAAAAAGUCCAUCCUGAGUUCUUCUACCCGUCGCACGAGUCUCACCCAGCAUCAUGAUCGUCAUGGCACCAAUUCCCAAGGGCGGACGUCUGGCGAAGAGUAUCUGUCGGCGCGGUUUGCAUCGACGCCACACCUGCAGCAGGGCAGGCAGUGGCGUCCCUCCGCCUCUCCCGAGGGCGACGAGGACGACGAGCCCGACUUUCUACUCAUGGCGGUUGUGGAGCACGAACGCCAGCAGGAGGAAUACUCUAGUGACGACUCUGCUUUGGACAGUGGGGACGAAGAGGCGCCCAAUGCCACAGGCACAAAUUGGGCCAUUCUUAUGGUGCCGGGUCACCCGCCAGUCGGUCAAUUCACGGUCGCGCAACUGCCAGCCUUCAAGCCCCAGCCGGUCCAACCGCCAGCCAGGGCAGUCCUUGGUAUCGCCAAUCCCCAGCCCACCAAACUGAGGUCUGGUCACCUGAUUUUUAGGGCACCUAAACAAUUGGGUGACAAGAAUUAUUCUGAUUUUUUCCAGAAUUCGUGCCCCAAAAAUUGGGUGACCGGACCGCGGUUUGGUGGGCUGGGGAUUGGCGAUACCAAGGACUGCCCAGGCUGGCAGUUGGACUGGCCUGCGCUUGACGGCUGGCAGUUUGGAGAGAAGGCUGAAAACACUGCAGAGAAGUCCAAGAAACGAACAACGCGCCUCUUGAGUAGGCGCGAGUUGGCUGCUGUGCGCUAUUCACUCGCCUGCCUCACCAUGUUCUUUCUCUAUCCCGGCUGCAGCAUUUUCCUGUGCUCCCUUCAAACUCCAGCUGGGAUCGCCAACCAGGCUAGUGAUACUGAUUCCCCUGGCUAUCUCAUCCCAUUCUGAUGCGUGAAGAUUCUACUGGGCACUUGUAUACAUGAGAGCGGUGACCCACCGAAAAAUUCCGCGCGCCGCCAUGACUUUCGACACUCUCGACAUCUAUGAUUAGAACAUGAAACUAUGAAUAUCUCCAGCAACAAGUGUCUGGUCGGUGACCAUCCUAAAUACUCCUCUGAAUUACGAGUGGUUCAUAAUCAUCCGUGAAAUGAAACAACCGUGCGUGAUCCGCCUUCAUUUUGUGUCCGUUGUAGAGCAUCCACAACGUGGGCAUCAUUCUAUCGGGCAUCGGCAGCACAUUCCUAGUCAUCCUCUUGGUUCUCAUGAUCCACAACGCCGUGCAAACUCGCCGCACUUUCCUGAGGCGCAAGCAGCAACAAGAGCAAGAGGAUCGACUAAUGGCAGAACAGGCCAAGGAGGAGGACAAUAAGAAGAAGAGUUCAAAGCAAGAGGCAUCACCGUCAGUUUCCCAACGACCAACAGACUCCCCGGUUGCGCGAGAUGACAAUAAUCCUCGCAAUGGUUCAUGGAGUGUGAACACUGCGAGAAAUGCUUCACGACGAAACGAUGAGGUUCACCAAAGGUCUUCCUCUCUAACUCCGCUUGACAACGAGGCAAUCAAUGAAGACAGUGAUAGUGGCAGGAAAAACAGCUCCAUCACGACGACAUGAUUAUAUUGUUGGACCUGGCAUAUGUCGCGAAGAAACGUUUAUUGUAUACGGUCGAUUUCGAUCAAAAGACUAUUCAUGACCCUUAAAUUACCGGAAUGAUUACUGGAGGCCAGUUACCGUAAGUUUCCGAACGACUAUUAACAGACUCCCCUGUUGCGCGAGAUGACAAUAAUCC
This is a messenger RNA of Notodromas monacha, 2326 nucleotides long. Lineage: Eukaryota; Metazoa; Arthropoda; Ostracoda; Podocopida; Cyprididae. The record is from the annotation of a GenBank genome assembly.